Molecule: messenger RNA, 3302 nt
Organism: Elaeis guineensis (African oil palm)
Lineage: Eukaryota; Viridiplantae; Streptophyta; Magnoliopsida; Arecales; Arecaceae
Source: RefSeq, a predicted model, not a curated record
CAUUCAUGCACCCUAUCGUGGUCUAUCCUUUGCAUUUCAACUUCUUCAACCUGGUCUCAGGACUUUCCCUCAUGGCCAGCGGUGGAUGCAAUAGGAGAUCCCUCACUAUUAAGCGUGUCAUGCUGAUUGGGUUCCUCCUAUGCGUAGGAGCCAUCCCAUUCUGCCUCUGCCUAGGCAGCGAAGGUAUCUCCAAGGUGGGGGGCAGCUGCAUAGAGAAUGAGAGGAGAGCUCUCCUUGCCAUCAAAGCAGAUAUCUAUGAUCCUCAUGAGCGGCUCACUUCUUGGAUGGGCCCGGACUGUUGCCAAUGGAGGGGAGUUGGCUGUGACAACAGUAGCGGCCAUGUGGUCAAGCUCAAACUCAGAUUUCUUGGACCAACUAGUAAGGUAAAUCCUUCUAUAUCUAGCUUGAUACAUUUGAGGCAUCUGGAUUUGAGCAUGAACAGCUUUUCUGGAGCACCCAUCCCUGAAUUCAUUGGUUCUCUCAUGCACUUGAAGUAUCUUAACCUCUCCAAUUCUGGGUUUGGUGGACCCAUUCCUCGCCAGAUUGGAAAUCUCUCGAACCUGCAUUCUCUAGAUCUGGGAACUAAAAUGUAUGGCUCUUAUGCACUACAAGCUGAUGACCUUCAAUGGCUCUCUCGAAUCCCGUCUCUACAGUACCUUGACUUGAGUUCUGUUAACCUCUCCAUGGCAUCGAAUUGGCUUCAUGAGAUCAAUAUGCACUCUUCUCUGUUAGUCUUGAAAUUAUCUAAUACCGGACUUCCUGAUAUUCCUUCGACUCUACAGCAUGUAAACUUCACUUCCUUCACCAUGCUCGAUCUCUCCUCCAAUUAUUUUCAAUCUGCCACCAUCCCUGACUGGCUGCUUAAUAUUAGCAGCCUUGUUCAACUUGAUCUCAGUUCUUGCAACUUUCAUGGGAGGUUAUCAAUUGCAGUAGAUAUGUUGGGGAAUCUCAACCGUUUGAAGUAUUUAGAUUUAUCCGAGAACCAAAUUACUGGAGACAGUACGCAAUCUUUGUGGAAUAAUGAGCACAUGGAGUUUUUGGAUUUAUCUUAUAACCAAAUUACUGGGCUUACUGCAGAAAUGUUGGGGAAUCUUAGCCAAUUGAGGUACUUGGCAUUGAUGGACAAUAAAAUUAGUGGUGAAAUUCCAGAAAACCUGGGAAAUAUUAGCCACCUAGUGCAUUUAGAGUUGUCUAACAAUAGAAUUGGUGGAGAAAUGCCAAAAAGCAUUGGGAACCUUGCCCGCUUGCAGUUUUUACGUCUAUUUUAUAACAAUAUUACGGGACAAAUACCAGAAAGCAUGUCGAUGCUCUGCAGCUUGCAGGUGUUGGACUUAUCAUAUAACAGAAUUGGAGGGGAGAUCACAAGUCUCAUGCAAGGAUUUUCUAAAUGCAUUAAUAAUAAACUGGAUGGGAGAAGCUUUUCAGGUUUAGAUUUUAUAGCAAUGAGUAAUAAUAAUUUCAGUGGGACAAUUCCAAAAAGUUUGGGCCAGUUAUCUGCGCUCACAUACUUAGAUCUAUCAUGGAACUCCUUCACAGGAUACUUGACUGAAGUGCACUUUUCUAAUCUCACAAGGUUAGAUGUGUUGGAUCUGUCUUACAACUCCUUCAAAAUGAACCUAAGUGACGGUUGGAUUCCACCUUUCAGUGCUGAUUUUAUUUAUAUGUGCUCUUGCCGUAUGGGACCUAAAUUUCCUGCUUGGCUUCGAACACAAACAAAGCUGAAUGGAUUGUGCCUCUCUGAAGCUGGAAUUUCAGACAAGAUUCCAUCAUGGUUGUGGUAUAAGGAUAUGAAUUACCUCAAUGUAUCCCAUAAUUGUAUGGAAGGACGAAUACCAAGUUCAUUGAGGAGCCGUACUUAUGGAUCACUUGAUCUGAGAUCCAAUUGCCUUUCUGGCCCAAUACCUAAUGUGAACGCCGAUCUCAUAAUUCUCUCCAACAACUCUUUUUCUGGACCCAUUUCCUUGAACAUUUUUGAAAAUGCUGGCCCUCGAGUACUCUCUUUAUCCCACAACCAUAUCAAUGGUAGCAUCCCACAUUUUCUUUAUAAUUGGACUUCAUUGGAGGUUCUUGACCUCUCCCAUAAUGAGUUAUCCGGAAGAUUUCCAGACUGCGGGAUUUGUAAUUUGACUUCAUUGGUGGUUCUUGACCUCUCCGAUAAUAAAUUAUUUGGAGGAUUUCCAGAUUGUUGGAGCAAGUCACAACGAGGAAUCCUUAAGGUACCAAAAAGCAACAGAGUAAAAGAUACAUCUAGCAUAGUGGCAUAUCCUAUGGAACUCCAAUCUUUGCAUGUGAGGAACAAUAGCUUAUCUGGUGAAUUUCCUUCCUUCUUGAGACUUUGUAAACAAUUAGUUAUUCUUGAUCUUGGUGAAAACAGAUUCUCGGGCAACAUACCUACAUGGAUUGGAGAAAGCCUUCCGUCUCUAAGAGUUCUUCGUCUAAGAUCAAAUUUCUUUGAUGGUAAUAUCCCGACACAAAUAUCUAGUCUGUCUUUUCUUCAGGUUUUAGACUUGGCAUGCAACAAUUUUUCAGGAAAUCUGCCAUCAUCUUUUGGAAAUUUUACUGCCAUGGCUGAGUUACAGGAAGGAAGAAAACCAAUACUUUCAGAUAAUAAUAUGGCAUCAUAUUAUUACCAAGAGAGUGUCUUAAUAUCUGCAAAAGGAUUAGAUCUUGACUAUACUACUGUGCUUUUAUUGGUUACAAGCAUUGACCUGUCACAGAAUAAUCUUUUUGGAGAGAUCCCUAAUGAAGUGACAAAUCUUCAUGGACUGCGUUUCUUGAACUUGUCUAGGAAUCAUUUCAUUGGAAAAAUCCCACAAAACAUUGGUGACAUGAGGCAGUUGGAAUCACUUGAUUUAUCAAUGAACGAUCUUUGUGGCCAAAUUCCCCAAACCAUGCUUGCUUUGAAUUACUUAAGCAAGUUGAACUUGUCAUAUAACAACUUGUCAGGAAGAAUUCCAUCAGGGUAUCAAUUUCUGACCUUCGAUGACCCCUCCAUCUAUAUUGGUAAUCAUAAUCUUUGUGGACAGCCACUGCUUGAUUGCCCUACUCGUGAACCUCCACAUCAAGAAGAGGAAGAAGUAGAUGAAGAUGACUAUGAUAUGAUAUGGAUUUAUGCCAGCUCAGCAUUAGGAUUUGUCAUGGGAUUCUGGGGUUUUGUUGCUCUGGUGAUGAUCAAAAAAAAUAUCAGGAUUUCUUAUCUUCAAUUCAUCGACAGAAUAUGUGAUUGGGUUUAUACAGAAUUAGCAAUCAAAUUUACCAAGCUGAAGUCUCUCAUAGGGAAGAGCAGCCACAAGCGUAGCUAA